This is a messenger RNA of Benincasa hispida (wax gourd), 660 nucleotides long. Lineage: Eukaryota; Viridiplantae; Streptophyta; Magnoliopsida; Cucurbitales; Cucurbitaceae. The record is from RefSeq and is a predicted model, not a curated record.
AUGAGCUUUGGGAAUGACUCUUCGGUAAGCUCUUUCUUCUCUUCCUCUGUUUCGAUUUCUCCUCCCUCAAUCCCUAGAAAAACCACCAAAACCCUCGCGCAAACCAAACCUACACACGGUGGAGCUACCUCUUCCCAGCGGCCGUCCGUUUCGAAACCUUCCACAGCCCCCACGAAACUCCCUUCCAAAGCCUCGAAAGCUACCGUUACCCCUCCGGCCAAGAUCCCUCAACCUAAACCUAAAACCCCUCAACCAAAACCCAAAAAUACCCUCAAGCCAAGGGCCAAGACACCUACAAAACCAAGGACACGUCCGUCAUCUACGGUCACUUUCAAACCCUACACCAAGCCUGCCCCACCACCAGUCAUCCCUAACAUCACUAUGGUAGGUGCAAUGCAUAAUCCACUCCAAGCCUAUGCCCACAACGCACCAUUACCAGCGGUGCAUCCACCACCUCCACUUUCUAUCGAGCCCUUGGCCACCAUUUAUCCCGUGGAAUCAGACACGUCGAGCCAACCACCUUCUUCGCCCAUCCUCAUAUCUUCCUCUGGGACGCCUCAUACCCCAGUGGGCACCCCUUCAUUUACUCCACCCAUACCACCCUCUGACAGUCCUGCAUCGAGCGCAAUCUUGAAGAGUUGGCAGAAUUGGCUCGAUUAG